AUGGGUGUCCAGCCUACAAGGAGGCCAGGAGCGGCAGCUGUCCAAUUAGGCCGCAAGUCUCGGCCUACCAAACCAGCGGCGAGGCGAUCAACGGCCCAGCCGCCCAAGCGACCAGCGCGAGAUGAGUCACCAGCGGACUCCGUAUCGGAGAAUGAAGCUGAGGACCACAUGCCGCAGAAGAAGAAGCGCCGGAGGAAACCCCAGAACCCAGCCAACCGACUUCCUCGCCCGCCGGCAUCUGUGGCUGACCUUCCGGUCACACAGAGGCCCAGGGCGACUCCCAGGCAGAACUAUAGAGUGGCCACAUACACCAGCCACUCUGCCGCAACAAACGGAGGCGCCAGCAGCUGA
Molecule: messenger RNA, 351 nt
Organism: Homalodisca vitripennis (glassy-winged sharpshooter)
Lineage: Eukaryota; Metazoa; Arthropoda; Insecta; Hemiptera; Cicadellidae
Product: myelin-associated oligodendrocyte basic protein-like
Exons: 1
Coding region: 1-351 (116 amino acids)
Source: RefSeq, a predicted model, not a curated record